AUGGACGCCUCUGACGGCCUCGCGCAAUAUAAGAACUCCUUCAUUGGCGACGACAAGAUCGAGUGCUGGGAUCACCACCAUACACAACCGUCACCGACACCACCACAAAGCUCCAAGAUGGCCUCACCAAUGUUCGCCAUGCAGCUGUUGUAUCACACCAUAAUGUACGCCAGACUCGUGAACGGCGGCUUGGAGAAUUACAUCACCCUUGACAACCUCCUGCGCGAGAUGAGUGAGACGAACGCGAACACCGCCGGCCUGAUGAAUGAGUUGCACGGUUCUGUAGUCCCACUACUGCACAAGAUGAGCCUCAUGACCGCCGCUCGUGACGCCUUCCUCAUCAAGCCAGACCAAUACGACCUCAAGCAAGACCAGAGCUUCCAGAACCUCAUGGCCGGUAUCGACAUGCUGGCGGCGAUUGUGAAGAAGCUGCCGACCGAUGGCAUGAUGUUGUCCAGGGAGAAGAUCGUCGAGCUGACGGCGGACUUCAUGAAAGUGGAUCCGCUAAGGCAUGGAAGUAAGGACGGAAAGGUUGUGAGCUGGCAGGACUGCUACAUCUCAAGGGCGCACCUUGAUCCCGCAAACAUCAACCAGGGAUGCUUGGCUGAGGAAGACGAGCAGAACUACGUCUAG
This is a messenger RNA of Fulvia fulva, 633 nucleotides long. RefSeq lists its product as uncharacterized. Bases 1 to 633 code for a protein of 210 amino acids. The transcript is spliced from 2 exons. The record is from RefSeq and is a predicted model, not a curated record. Lineage: Eukaryota; Fungi; Ascomycota; Dothideomycetes; Mycosphaerellales; Mycosphaerellaceae.